AUGAACAAGCAAUUAACAUUGUUCGAGAAACUUACUCCUUUACUUAAUUGUAUUCAAAACGUAAACUUAAAAAAUGAAUUUAAAAAAUGUAUUGAAGAAAAAGAAUUUAUUAAUACUUUACAAGAUGGAGAACAUACAAAAUUCAUUGACUUGGUUAUUCAAUUAUUUUAUUCUACACAAAUAUCUAAAGCAAAUUUAUUAUUAGACCUUAUUGAAGAUAUGUUAGCAAAUGGAUAUAUUAGACAUAUCCCAUCGCCAACAUAUCCAGAUGUUAUUAAUGAGUUACUUUAUAAAUUACUCACUGCAAAUUUUCCUAAAACAUCUACAGAAGAGUAUUGUCGUUGUUUAUCAACAUUUAUCUGUUCAACAUUUACUGAAAUGCAUGGUGUACAAUUACAAAAUACGGUAAGUAAAUUAUUAAGUUGUAAGCAAACAUUAUAUCACACAAACGUUGUAACAUUAUUUGCUGCAAAAUAUAAGUCUUCAAUAGAAACAAAUAGUGAUAUUAAAUAUAAAGAUGUUAUAGUAUUUAUGCGUUCAAUAGCAUAUAUGAUUUCUAAACAUACAGAAAAUUCAAUUUAUUAUUUAACAUUAUUUAUUACUCAAUGUUCAGAAGAACUUAAGAAAGACUCGCCUCAAAGAGUUCAAAAUAUUAUUGAUAUUAUUUCUCCAGAAUUAGGAUUUUCAGAAGUAAUUGAUUUGAUUGAAUUAUGGAGAUGUAUUAUUAAAUAUUCCUUAUUUCAGUUAAUUCCAUGGUUAGGGAUUUGUAUUAAAAGUGUUUCAUUAAAUCCAAAUAAAGCUGCAAUAACAGCUAUUAAUGAAACAAUUUCCAGUGAAAAAUUACCAAGAUUAUUUAUAUAUGGUGAUUAUCAAAUCAAUCAAUUUGAUAUAUUUAAGAAUAUUGUUUCUAUAUUACUUCAAUUAAUUAAUAACAAUGAUUUAAUCGCUCUUGGUUUAUUAGCAGAAAUUAUGAGAAGUCUUGCAUUAUUUAAUGACGAUAUAAUAAAUAAAGAGAAUUAUUAUUAUGACACAUUCACAAAACACCAAGCCCUUAAAGAACAAAUUAAGGAGUGUGUUGUUUUAUUUAAUCAAAAAGGGUUUUCAGGUAUUGAUAAAUUAAUUCAAAUCGGAUGUAUUAGUUCCAAUGCAAAAAGUAUUGCCAGGUUUUUAAUGAGUGAUGCAUUAUCACCAGAAAAAGUUGGGAAUGUUUUGUGUAAAAAUAAUACAUUAUGUAAAGAAUGUUUAGAAGAAUAUAUUAUGAAUUUAGAUUUAUAUGAUAUGGAACUUGACCAAGCAAUGAGAAGAUUGUUUUACCGAUUUCAAAUGGUUGGAGAAUCACAAAUUGUUGAAAGAGUUUUUGGGUUAUUCAGUAAACGAUAUCUUCAAUGUAAUAUAAAAUAUAAAGACAUUUUAACAGAAGAAAAAGUAGAACAAUUUUCUACUACCCUAUUAAUUCUUGCAACUGAAUCACAUAACUCCAAUGUAAAAUUAAAAGUUGUUGAUACUUUUGAAAAAUUUAAUAAUAUAAUUUGUAAGGACUUUCAAAUUCAAUAUGAAACUAAAGAAUUAUUACAAAUGUAUCGUAGAGUUCAAAAUACACCAUUUGUUCCAAGGUCUAUUUCACCUAUUACUCGACCAGUUAAUAUAUUAAAUGAACCUUUCAUUGUUCAACCAAUUAAAAUGACAAAAAGUAUUGCAUUUUGUAUGUUUGAAAUUGUUUGGAAACAAAUAACCCAAAUAAAAAAUUUUACAACAAUUCAUUCAAAUUUAUUAUUCACAACACUUCAAACUGGUUGUUUAUUAGAACGAAAUGAAAUAAAAGAAAUAAGUACAUUAAUAGAAAAAAUCUCAAAUUCAGACCUAUCUUCAAAAUUCACAGAGCAAGACGUUAUUUGUAUUGGAAGAGUUAUUAUUAGUAUGUCUGAAUGUUAUACUUUAUUAAAACAAGCUUGGGAACCUCUAUUAAGUAUUGUAAUAAAUAUUAAAAUUAUAAAUCAAGCAAGGGAUACGAAUUCAAGAAAUUCAUUUAAAAUAAAUGAAAGAAAACAAUUAAGAGAACCAAUAUAUAAUUUAAUGUUUAAAAUAAAUGAAUCUCAAAUACAAAAAAUUGAUUUAAAUCAUUUAGCUACAGUAAAUGAUCCUGAAAAUUUAUUUAAAAUGAUUGACUUUUCAUUAUUAGAACAAACACUUCAAACAUUGGAAAUAUCUGAAGAUGUAGUUUAUAGUGAUUAUAUUAAAGGAUUAAUUGGAGUUAUUAAAAGUCGUAUUAAUGAUUUCCCUAUUAUCCCAUUACAAUAUUUAUUCUCUUCUGCUUCAAAAAAUUAUUUAAGACCUUUAAAUUCAAUUACUGAAGAAAUAUUAAAUCAAAUUAUCAACUGUUUUGUUGCUUGUUCAUUUCAUCCUUAUUCAAAAGUAAGUUAUCUCUCUUUAGAUUAUCUCAAACAAGUUAUUCAGUUGUAUCAUUCUCAUUAUAAUGCUUUUAUUCCAAUUAUUUCAGACAGUCAAGAUAUUAAUAUUCGAUUUAAAGCUUUAACUAAUUUAUUUGAUUGUGAUGUACCUAAAAGUGAAGUAGAUAUAUUAUAUGAUAGUCUUCAAGUAAUUCCUGAUAUUAGUGGUGAUGUAGUAGAUUUAGCAUUAGAAAAAAUUGUUUAUUUAUUUUUAAAUUAUCCACAUCAAAACAAGAUAAUUUCAGUUUAUUCUUUAUUAGUCCAUGAAACAACCAACAUUAAUCUUCUUAAUCCAAUUAACCAAUGUAUUAUUCAAUUCAUCAAAGAAAAUGAAGUCAAUACGUUAUCUCUUCAAAUGAUUGCUGUUGUAGCAUCAAAAAUUACUGAUUCUUCAGUUGGAAAAGAAUGUUUUAAAAUCAUUGAAGAAUGUUCUGAAGAAAUAAAUGAUGAUUUAUGGAUCAAUAGAUUGCUUAAUAGUCGUGACGAACAUUGGAUUAAAAUUAUAUUUCCAAAUAUUUUUAUGAGUAAGAAAAUGAAAAAAUGGAAGAAUGAACUUGUAUCUUAUUCAUUAUUUAUUUUAUUAACGAGUACUAAAGAAGUUCAAGAAAUUAUUUUUAAGUUAUUAGAAGUAGAAUUUCAAGAAAAUCCAAAUAUUGCUGUUCAAUUUAUUAAUGAAUUAUCAGAAUAUAUUUUUGUUGGUGUAGUUGAUAAUUCACCAAAGAAAAAAAUAAUUAAUAGUACUUAUGAUAAUUGUAAUCUGGAAGAAUGUUAUGAAUGUAAAUGUAAAGUUAAUUGUUUAAAUAAACAAUGUGUAUAUUGUCAACAUAAAUAUUGUGAUAAAUGUAUUGAAAUAUUUAAUUCUCACCAAUGCAAAUUAACUAUUCCUUCAUUAAGUUCUCUUGCUAAAAUAGACAUUGAAAUUAAUGAAGAAAUCAUUGAAUAUUUUUAUAGACUUUGCUCUGCAUUAUUACGUUCUUCAUGCUCAGAAUUAAAUAUAUUCAAUUGUUUAAUUAAGACAAUACAUACUUGGAGAAAUCUUUAUCUCAAUAACUCAUCUAUUAUUCUAAGAGAUAACAUAAUUCAAAAACAUUACACUAAGUUAUAUAUUGCCCUAAUCUCAUUACUAUUUGAAAUAGGAACAAAAGAACAAACAGAUAUUACUUCAAUGGUUAUAGAAGAAUCUAAAGACAUUCUAAUUCUUUUUGUACAAACAAUUUCUCCAUCAACAUACCUCCCAGAAGAACUUAUUUUGACUUUAUUAACAAAAGUACUAACCAUUUCAUCAGAUGAAUUAUUUAAAGAAAUGUAUAGUAUUAUUCAGCCAUAUUUGAUAGAGACUAUUCUUACAAAUAUCCAACCUAUAAGAAAGGUUAUUGCAGAGAUUAUGAAACGAAAUUGUCAAUUUAAAUAA
This is a messenger RNA of Entamoeba nuttalli P19, 3858 nucleotides long. RefSeq names its product Sec7 domain containing protein. Gene Ontology annotation, biological process: regulation of ARF protein signal transduction. Gene Ontology annotation, molecular function: guanyl-nucleotide exchange factor activity. The record is from RefSeq and is a predicted model, not a curated record. The transcript is spliced from 2 exons. NCBI's taxonomy places the organism in Eukaryota, Evosea, Mastigamoebida, Endamoebidae. Bases 1 to 3858 code for a protein of 1285 amino acids.